Melitaea cinxia (Glanville fritillary) is the source of this 729-nucleotide messenger RNA. RefSeq names its product MFS-type transporter clz9-like. Gene Ontology annotation, cellular component: nucleus. The record is from RefSeq and is a predicted model, not a curated record. The transcript has a single exon. Lineage: Eukaryota; Metazoa; Arthropoda; Insecta; Lepidoptera; Nymphalidae. Bases 1 to 729 code for a protein of 242 amino acids. Gene Ontology annotation, molecular function: DNA binding.
AUGCCUGAUUCUUGGAAAACAAAAUUAUUAGCUGAUGAAGAUUGGUUGGGCUCUUUUCUCAAAUGUCAUCCUUCUAUGUCAAUCCGAUCACCUCAAGCAACAAGCCUAUCGAGGGCUACAUCAUUUAACAAAAACAACAUUAGUUUAUUCUUCGCGAACUUGACUGCUGUUUACCAACGUUUGAAUCUAAGCCCUUGCGAUAUCUGGAACGUUGAUGAGACGGGUCUUAUAACCGUACAUGUACCAAAUAGAGUAAUAGCUCGACGUGGUAUUAAAAAUCUGGGUAAAAUGACAUCUGCUGAAAGAGGUACACUGGUGACAGUUGCUGUAGCCAUCUCAGCUCUUGGAAACAUGGUACCACCAUUCUUUGUAUUUCCACGAGUACAUUAUAAGUCCCAUUUUAUUAGAGGCGGCCCCGUAGGAUCAGAAGGUGACGCUAAUCCAUCUGGCUGGAUGAAAGGGGAAAACUUCAUAAAAUAUGCCAAACAUUUCGUGCAACAUGUUAAACCCAGUAAGGAAAAACCUGUCCUGUUACUCUUGGAUAAUCAUGACUCUCAUUUAUCCAUCGAAGUGCUGGAUUACUUCAAAGCUAAUGGGGUGACAGUUUUGUCAUUCCCCCCACACUGUAGCCACAAGUUACAACCUCUUGAUAGAUCUGUUUACGGACCUUUGAAAAAAUAUUUCAAUAGAGCAAGUGACAACUGGCUGGCUAUCCAGGAAAAACAAUAA